AUGCCCAUCUCAAUCUCCUCCGACAUCAUAUCGAAAGAACAGCUUCUAAAAGCUCAGGACUACAUCACACAAAACAGAGUAACCUGGUCCUUCAGAAGCGCCACUCAUUCCUUCCUACCCCUUCCGUACAUCAAAGAACUCGCUACAUAUGCGAACAUCAAGGCAUUCUCCGACCAGGACAUGGGCCUCUUGACUCACAACUUACCAGAGAACUCUCGCGAUUUUUUCAUCAACAAGGUAUUCAAGUUGGGCCAGCAGUGUUUCGUUGCCACCCUAGCAGCCGGCGGGAACAUGCACUUUCUCUGGACACUCAUGAAUCACUACGAGGACGAGAAACUGCCUGUCAAGGAAAAUUUCGCCGUUGAUGAUGAAUUUCAAGCCGGACUUGACGCGUUUGUCAAGUCACAGUCAUUGGUACGCGCACCUGUGCUCAGGCUUGGUGAGUAUGACCAGCAGGUCACAUCUUUCGGAAUGCUUCCUUUCAGUUCUAUCACAGCUUGCGAUGACCCCAUUGGUCAUGAUGUGGAGUUUGACCGCGCACAUCUUACAGCGUCAGACUCGGCUACACCGGGAGCACGUUAUGCUGAUAGUACGAAAUUUGUUAUGAGGACUUUCGUGAAUCAAGCAGACGCCGAGAAACACGUUAGUUGGGGGCGGAGGCAGCUUGGUAUUGUGUGCGAGGGUGAGGGUAGGUACUUUUUGUGCUGUUACUGA
Messenger RNA from Parastagonospora nodorum SN15, 714 nucleotides. RefSeq lists its product as hypothetical. Bases 1 to 714 code for a protein of 237 amino acids. The record is from RefSeq and is a predicted model, not a curated record. The transcript has a single exon. NCBI's taxonomy places the organism in Eukaryota, Fungi, Ascomycota, Dothideomycetes, Pleosporales, Phaeosphaeriaceae.